This is a messenger RNA of Chrysoperla carnea, 531 nucleotides long. RefSeq lists its product as uncharacterized. The record is from RefSeq and is a predicted model, not a curated record. The transcript has 2 exons. NCBI's taxonomy places the organism in Eukaryota, Metazoa, Arthropoda, Insecta, Neuroptera, Chrysopidae. The coding region runs from base 36 to 425 and encodes 129 amino acids.
UUUAUUUAAUUUUUAACUUUAGAAGAAAAAUCAUCAUGAAAUUAAUAUUUUUAUGUACAUUAACGCUAUUUUUCGUUUUUAAAGUGAAUGGUAGUGCGAUAAUACCGAUAAUUCCUCAACAAACAUUAAUAGAAUGUGAACCACAAGCAACGGAUAAGUCGCUGUUUACACGCCAUGUACAGGAUACUGGAUCUUUUCUAACUGUUAAAAAGCGGACAGUUAUCUAUCCAGAAGAUGGAUCAAAUAAAACAAUUAUACAUUGUAUUAAAGCUAUCGAUAAUAUUGCUGCGACGGAUGUAAAUUAUGGUACGAUAAAAAUUGUUGAAGGUGGUAUUGGUCAAAGUAAUGUAGUUUUCAAAAUUGAAUCACAACGUGGAUACGGUUAUAACUAUGAUAUUGAAAUUUAUGGUCAAAUUAAGAAGUAAGAUGUAUUUAAUUAAAAGGUGUAUUGACAUAAUUUAUUUGGUGUGGAAUUAAAAGAAUCACCAAAAUUUUUUUAUUUUAUUUGUAUGCAUCAUACAUUUAUUUAAU